Molecule: messenger RNA, 360 nt
Organism: Ambispora leptoticha
Lineage: Eukaryota; Fungi; Glomeromycota; Glomeromycetes; Archaeosporales; Ambisporaceae
Source: the annotation of a GenBank genome assembly
UUCAUCAGUCAUCGACGCUUGGCGCAAGCUGGACUCUUGGUCUGCAGUGUUCGACGCUUAGUGCAAGCUGAGACUCUUGGUCUACGAAAUAAGCUCUCCAACGGUGAUGAACUCUUGGUUCGACGCUUGGUGCAAGCUGGACUCUUGGUCUGCAGUGUUCGACGCCUAGUGCAAGCCAAUUGGGUUUCAUCAAAGAAUUUAAAAAAGGAUUCGGAUAUACGUAUGAAUAUUGAGCAUCUGCAGAUAGAACAACUUGCAACCGGAGAUUCCCAGAUUACCAACAACCACUGCAUAAGAAAUUACCAAGAUGCGAAUAAUGGAGGGGAUUCUUCCUCGAUUAAGAGGAAAGAGAAAAUCUGA